Molecule: messenger RNA, 1494 nt
Organism: Oncorhynchus masou masou (cherry salmon)
Lineage: Eukaryota; Metazoa; Chordata; Actinopteri; Salmoniformes; Salmonidae
Product: jun dimerization protein 2-like
Exons: 5
Coding region: 188-715 (175 amino acids)
Biological process (GO): regulation of transcription by RNA polymerase II
Cellular component (GO): nucleus
Molecular function (GO): RNA polymerase II cis-regulatory region sequence-specific DNA binding; DNA-binding transcription factor activity, RNA polymerase II-specific
Source: RefSeq, a predicted model, not a curated record
CCCUCCCAGUUACCGAUCACUAUUUAAACGGGCUGACGCAACGACUUUUAAUAUCAAAACCUAUAUCCGAUUCACAAGUUACGGACACGUUAUAUCACCGCAGAUUUUGGACCUAAUACAGUGUCUAAAACAUACCACCACCACCACCACCAGAAGGGGAUUGCAGUCCAACUUGUGACGGUGGUGUAUGGUAGCUGGGUCUGACAUGAUGCCCGGUCAGAUCCCUGACCCUUCCCUGACGGCCGGCUCCUUGCCCAGCCUGGGCCUGCUGGCCGGCAUCUCUGCCACCACGCUCACCGACCAGCUCAAACUGGCACAGGACUUCAGGAACCUGGGCGCCAUGUUGUCACCGCUGCAUAUCCUGGGACGACUGGGCAAGAGGCCGCUCACUGCUAUCAAGGGAGAGAUGGACGAGGACGAUGAGAGGAGGAGACGGAGGAGAGAUAAGAACAAAGUGGCAGCAGCACGAUGUCGGAACAAGAAGAAGGAGAGAACAGACUUCCUCCAAAGGGAGUCGGAGCGUCUGGAGGUGGUGAACUCCGACCUAAAGGCCCAAAUCGAAGAGCUGAGGAUGGAGAGACAGCAGCUAAUGGUGAUGCUCAACCUCCACCGCCCCACCUGCAUCGUCCGCACCGACAGCGUCAAGACCCCUGAGAGCGAGGCCAACCCCCUGCUCGAACUCCUGGCCGCCGAAAAGCUGGAGGCCUCUAAGUGAAACCACAGAGGGAAAGUGAAACCGAAGGAAGGAAGGAAUCCGACUGGAAGAAAAUCAACUGCCGUCAAAGAUGACGAAAGAUUUAAAACAAUCACCUGAUGCUUUUGUUGUUGAAGCACUUAUGUGCUGUGUGUUGAGCGCCAAGCUGGAGACUCAAGUCUGCCUUUGCCCAAAAGACAAAGGGGGUUGUUAGGGUUCCGUUGCCUCGGUAACACCUCGGUAACGUUACCCGAUUGGGUUCUGAGGGAAGAGGGAGGAGCCUAAAUGCCCAACCCAGUUAUCUCUGCGGCCACACAGUUUACUUACUGCAACCAACCACCGUAACAACAAGGGACAGAUGGAAGAAGAUAUAUUGUGAUAUAUUUAUAUUUAGUGGAAACUAUCGUUUCGAAAGGGGAAACACUAAGAUCAAUCACUAUGGUGCUCUGUUACCCGGCACUUACCGACUCUGAGACAAACAAAGAGGUUGUUGUGAUAUUCUAAACAUGUGUAACUGUAGAGGCACACAGGUGUAGCCAGCCAGUGUACUGUAUACCAUGUUGAAAUACACAGGUGUAGCCAGCCAGUGUACUGUAUACCAUGUUGAAAUACACAGGUGUAGCCAGCCAGUGUACUGUAUACCAUGUUGAAAUACACAGGUGUAGUGUACUGUAUACCAUGUUGAAAUACACAGGUGUAGCCAGCCAGUGUACUGUAUACCAUGUUGAAAUACACAGGUGUAGCCAGCCAGUGUACUGUAUUCCAUGUUGACAUACACAGGUGUAGCCAGCCAGUGUACU